AUUAUAACGUCAUAAGAGCAAAUUGAGCGAAACGUUACAAUUCUCUUUAUUCAAUUGCGACAUUUGCUAGUGUUUGGAAGCCAAGUUCUUGAGUUUGCUAUUCAAUACGUUGUUUGCGUUCAUAUAAUUAUCAACCGUUUUUUUUCUAUUUUCCCAUAUGUCUGAAAUCAUCGAGCGGCCGGGUUUCUUCACCCGCCUUCGUACAGGAACCCAACGCGUUCUCCAGUGUAUCAUUCCAUACCUCAACCGCCCGAAACCGAAAGAUGAUGCCGCAAAACCUAAUUCAACGAUCGCAGAUUUGUCCUCAGCGGCCACAUCAGAGGAACUGGGAGAUCACUUUGACAUGAAUCCUUCUUUCAAGAAGUUACCAUUCUUUGACACCCCACAUUUUAAGUCGUCGAUUCGUUCUUGUUCGGUAAUGGAUAUAGGAAUACAUGAAAAGUAUUUGCCUGCCGUAGAGACAGUGACACGUGACGUUCGUUUCUACGAAGGGACGUCUAUAAUAGAAUUACCAACGAUUGGAGCCACACUCCAUAAUUUUUAUGGCGUCCGUGGACUGACCCCUCCAGACGACUCACCAACAAACGAUAGUGUUAGCACCGAUACUGGUCUUGGUGAUGACGAGUGUCAAUAAACAUCACUGAAAGAUGUUUGAAGCCAUUUGACUGAGAUGGGAUUUGAAUAAUAUAUAUAAAUUGCCAUAACUAUACAGCGCAAAGAAUUCCUCAGACGCUCCACCGAUUAAGAGAAUUCAACGGCAUUAAAAUUCUGUCGAAGAACACUAUAUGAAUUUUCCGGCGUUAGGUACAAGAUAUAAUAAAUCACCCACCUCAAUCUCUACCUUUUACGUUCAAGUUAAAAGAGCAAUUUCGCAAAUAUAUACAUAAACAAACAAAACAGGUGAACAACAAUAAUAAAAUAGGAAUUCAAAUGUGAAAUAU
Molecule: messenger RNA, 941 nt
Organism: Octopus sinensis (East Asian common octopus)
Lineage: Eukaryota; Metazoa; Mollusca; Cephalopoda; Octopoda; Octopodidae
Exons: 7
Coding region: 158-634 (158 amino acids)
Source: RefSeq, a predicted model, not a curated record